Brenthis ino (lesser marbled fritillary) is the source of this 759-nucleotide messenger RNA. Lineage: Eukaryota; Metazoa; Arthropoda; Insecta; Lepidoptera; Nymphalidae. The record is from the annotation of a GenBank genome assembly.
AUGAAGCAGCUGACGAAUAUAAACAAAGGGAAUGUCAAUAGGAUACCUCUGAGAGUUGCAGAAAGUGCCUGUGAUUUAGUUAUAAGCACAAUGGAUGUUGAUGGUUCUUCUUCUGCUGGCGAAAACCGCCAGAAUCAUGGAGAGAUAGAUCAAAAUCUUCUUUUGCAAUUCAGCUGUAUGAAUACUACUGAUAGGGAAGAGCUCAUUGGACAAAUGCAAAGGCUAUUAGGACCUAGUUUAAAUUAUAAUACUGCUAGCUUUUUUUUGGAUAUGAGUAAUUGGAACCUUCAAGCUGCAAUAUGUUGCUAUUUAGAUUAUAGCUUACCUCCAAAACUACCAUCCAUGUCAUUAAAAGCAGCACAAAGUCAAGAAUCUGCAGUGGGUCCUGCAACUUAUUUUGAACAAAAUUGGAGUAUUGCCAACACAGGAACUGAAGCAUGGCCUGGCAGCUGUAGGUUAAUACAAGCAGGUGGGGAGCCUCUUGGAGCAACACCAGUAUAUGUACCACCUUUACCUCCAGGACAUUCCACUAAUAUAACUAUGAAAUUGCAAGCUCCAAGUGUUGCAGGUGUACAUAGAGGAUAUUUUCAUUUGGUAACAGAAAAAGGAGAACAAGUAGGCGAUACAUUAUGGGUGGAAAUUACAGUAGAAUCUGAAGUCACAAUGGCUCUAGCAGAGCAAUUAGCCGCCUUACCCAUACCAAGUAGUAGAUUGGACGAAUCAGUACCUCAGGUGCCACCUCAAGAUGACCAAAUGUGU